Messenger RNA from Acanthosepion pharaonis, 1461 nucleotides. The record is from the annotation of a GenBank genome assembly. Lineage: Eukaryota; Metazoa; Mollusca; Cephalopoda; Sepiida; Sepiidae.
AUGAACUCCACCUCCCUACCUCUCCUCUCCUCCUCGUUGGCACCCACCUACCUACCUAUCUAUCUAUCUAUCUAUCUAUCUAUCUAUCUAUCUAUCUAUCUAUCUAUCUAUCUAUCUCCACCUAUUGAAAGAAUAUACAUAUAUAUAUGUGCGUCUAUCUAUCUAUCUAUCUAUCUAUCUAUCUAUCUAUCUAUCUCUUUCAACCGGCUAUAUCACUUUUCCUUGCCCUCCCUCACGCAUUCGCUUUAUAUAUUCUUCUUCUUCUUCUUCUUCUUCUUCUUCUUCUUCUUCUUCUUCUUCUUCUUCUUCUUCUUCUUCCGUUUGUCAGCCCCUCCCCCUCCCACCACAUCCUUGAGGUUUCUUCAAAUAUCUAUCUAUCUAUCUAUCAAUCUAUCUAUCUAUCUCAGCCUGUUUAUCUUUCUUUCUUUCUUGACAUGUUUCUAUCUAUCUAUCUAUCUAUCUAUCUAUCUAUCUAUCUAUCUAUCUAUCUAUCUCAGCCUGUUCAUCUUUCUGUCUUUCUUUCUCGACUUGUUUAUAUCUAUCUAUCUAUCUAUCUAUCUAUCUAUCUAUCUAUCUAUCUAUAUCUAUCUAUCUAUCUCAGCCUUUUCAUCUUUCUUUCUUUCUUUCUUUCUUAUUUCGUAUCUCGACCUGUUUCUAUCUAUCUAUCUAUCUAUCUAUCUAUCUAUCUAUCUAUCUAUCUAUCUAUCUAUCUAUCUAUCUAUCUAUCAGCCUGUUCAUCUUUCUUUCUUUCUUUCUCGACUUGUUUAUAUCUAUCUAUCUAUCUAUCUAUCUAUCUAUCUAUCUAUCUAUCUAUCUAUCUAUCUAUCUAUCGCUUUUCAUAUUUAUCUAUCUCAGCUUUUUCAUCUUUCUUUCUUUCUUUUUUCGUAUCUCGACCUUUUCUAUCUAUCUAUCUAUCUAUCUAUCUAUCUAUCUAUCUAUCUAUCUAUCUAUAUUCCGUUGAAACGCGACGACAAUCUGAGCGCUGACUCGGAUUACGCCUGCAGCAAAAGAGCUGACCAUCCUGUUCCUAUCAGAUCCGUAUUACGCGCGCGGCUUACGUCUUUGCACCGAGAAUUUUUCAACAAACUUCACAUCUAUCUAUUAUCUAUCUAUUAUAAUCUAUCUAUCUAUCUAUCUAUCUAUCUAUCUAUCUAUCUAUCUUUUAUAAUUUUUUUCUUUCUUUCUUUCUUUCUUUCUUUCUUUCUUUCUUUCUUUCUUUCUUUCUUUCAUCAUUUCCUCUCUUUCUUUCAUCAUUUCUUUCUUUCUUUCUAUCUUUCAUCAUUUAUUUAUCAUUUUAUUCUUUCUUUUUUAUCUUGCAUUCUUUCUUUCUUUCUUUCUUUCUUCCUUUCUUUCUUUCUUUCUUUCUUUAUUUAUUUAGUCAUUUCAUUCUUUCUUUUUUCUAUCUUGCAUUAUUUCUUUCUUUAUUUCUUUCUUUCUUUCUUUCUUUCUUUAUUUAUUUAG